AUGCCUCAAGCUCCCCGGUUCCCAACCUGGGCUGUGGGACUAGAAGAAUCUUUCCUUAAAUGUGGUUGUUCGGAACCAAAACCUGUUGAACAUUUGGAAAAGAUAGCCAUAUCUAACAAAUAUCUGAUAAGAAUUCAUACAAGUGUCCUUAAGUUAUAUGACAUUGAUAAAGGCGAGGAGAUCAAAACCGUCGAUGAUGAACAAUCUGGCUUCCAUUACGAUGGUCAAGUCUUUGGGUCACAUUCUCAGAUCGACACUCAGAUCGACCAAUCAGAUCGAACAACCGGUUUCAAACCCCAAGAUCUUCAAUCAAUGACUGAAUCAGAAGAAUCUCAAGAAUUUUCAUGCAAAAGAUCUGGUGUAGUUAAAUCUAAAAUAAAAGAGCUCUUUGCCCAAGAAAAUGUGUUUUACUCCCUUUACGCGGAUGGUUCACUAAACAAAACAGAAGUAGGCCGAUCUCGGGACACCAGCGGACUGAAAUUAUAUCAUACACCAAUACCAUUAUUACCAAUUAAAACGAUGAUAAAACAAGUUUCCUGUGGAAAGGAACAUGUGAUUCUGUUAACUGAAAACAAUCAAGUCUUCACAUUCGGUUUAGGAAGCCGAGGGCAAUUAGGAAACGAAGAUGUCGAAGAACGGAAAGAACCACAAGAAGUGGACGCUUUAUCAGGAAUUUCAAUCAAAACUGUAUCAGCUGGUGGCUGGCAUUCAAUAGCGGUUUCUGAGGAUGGUGAUUUGUACACGUGGGGGUGGAACGAAAGUGGUCAGCUAGGAUUGCCGUGUCCGUUAUUAAGCGUCGAUUCUGAUUUAGAAACCCAUGGUCUAGUAACUCUACCUACAGUAAUAGAUCUGCCAGCAUCAGUUCACAAAGUCUCUUGUGGUUCCCGUCACACCACUGUAUUAUUAGAAGAUAAAGUUUUGAUGGCAUGUGGUUGGAAUAAAUAUGGACAACUUGGAACCGGAGACAAUAAAUCUUGUGACCAGUUUAUCAAACUAGACAUUUCUGGUGCCGCAGAUCAUGAUAUUAUUGACAUUGUGACAGGCAGUUGGAACACUAUUUUUAUAUAUUCCUCUGAAUAAAAUAGACAUGUCGAGUUUUA
Lottia gigantea (owl limpet) is the source of this 1100-nucleotide messenger RNA. RefSeq lists its product as hypothetical. The record is from RefSeq and is a predicted model, not a curated record. Bases 1 to 1080 code for a protein of 359 amino acids. NCBI's taxonomy places the organism in Eukaryota, Metazoa, Mollusca, Gastropoda, Lottiidae. The transcript is spliced from 6 exons.